This is a messenger RNA of Physcomitrium patens, 1592 nucleotides long. The record is from RefSeq and is a predicted model, not a curated record. Lineage: Eukaryota; Viridiplantae; Streptophyta; Bryopsida; Funariales; Funariaceae.
AUGGCGUCAACGGGUGACAGCCACCAGCCUCGUCCUAACCUUGUGCUUUUCUCCCCCCUGCCAUCUCACCCUUCACAGUCCUCCCCACUUCACUCAGACACUCGUGUUACGAAAUUCUGCCUCUUUCUCCUCAGUCCUCCCCUCGUGUUGGCCUUCUCCCUCCCCGAGAGAGAGUUCUACACACAGGGUCGCGGCUUCACACUUCGGCUUGAAGGCAUGGCUUGCGUCGCGGAUGUCAGCCGCGCUGCGGUUUCUGGGUGCGUUGCCGGCAGCAGCGCUGCCCGUGGCAAUGCCGCGCCCAGCGUGAGGGUGGCGGUUCUGAGCCCGUCGUCGUUCGUGGGGCAAGUGGUGAUGGGAGGCGCCGCGGAGGCCAAGGGCAGGAAGGGCGCGUCGACAUUGGUGGUGCGCGCUGCUCGUGAGAAGUACGAGAGGACGAAGCCCCAUGUGAACAUCGGCACCAUCGGGCACGUCGACCACAUCCUGCUUGAGCAAGUGGGCGUGCCGAACAUGGUGGUGUUCAUGAACAAGCAAGACCAGGUGGAUGACGAGGAGCUGUUGGAACUGGUGGAGAUGGAGAUUCGGGAGCUGCUGACCUCGUACGAGUUCCCCGGAAACGACAUCCCAAUCGUGUCGGGAUCGGCGCUGCUGGCGCUGGAGGCGCUGAUGAAGCCGGAGAACAAGAACAUCAAGAGGGGCGACGACAAGUGGGUGGACAAAAUCUUCGAGCUGAUGGACAACGUGGACCAGUACAUCCCGGUGCCGCAGAGGAUGACGGAGCUGCCGUUUUUGAUGGCGAUCGAGGACGUGUUUUCGAUCACGGGGCGUGGAACGGUGGCGACGGGGCGUGUGGAGAGGGGCGUGGUGAAGCUGGGAGACGUGGUGGAGAUCGUGGGGCUGCGGGAGACGAGGAGCACGACGGUGACGGGUCUGGAGAUGUUCCAGAAGCUGCUGGACGAGGCGAUGGCGGGCGACAACGUGGGGGUGUUGCUGCGAGGUAUCCAGAAGGUGGACAUCCAGAGGGGGAUGGUGCUGGCGAAGCCGGGGACGAUCAAGGGGCACAAGACGUUCGAGGCGUCGGUGUACGUGCUGAAGAAGGAGGAGGGCGGGCGACACUCGCCAUUCUUCAAGGGCUACAAGCCGCAGUUCUACAUGAGGACGACGGACUGCACGGGAGGAAUUCUGAGCAUCCAGACGGACCAGGGCGAGGAGGCGAACAUGGUGGUGCCGGGAGACAGGGUGAAGCUGACGAUCGAGCUGAUCAACGAGGUGGCGUGCGAGGAGAAGAUGAGGUUCGCCAUCCGGGAGGGAGGCAAGACGGUGGGCGCGGGAGUGAUAUCGAAGAUCAUGACGUAGAUGGUGGGGUGAGGGUGAGGGUGGUGAGGGUAGGGGGCUGGUUAGAGUGUGUGUGAUAGGACAUUGGAGGAUGAGUCUGGCAGCGGGGGGAGUGUAGAGGCCCGUCGGUGCGGUGCGGAAGGCUCAGACGAGUAGGGAGUGAAGAGAAGAAGGUAGAGGAGUAGGGAAACGCAGCCACUGGUAUGGGCAGUGGAUAUCUUUGUGGGACUGGAUGAAUGGAACCAGUAAUUUUUUUGCAA